Molecule: messenger RNA, 900 nt
Organism: Echinococcus granulosus
Lineage: Eukaryota; Metazoa; Platyhelminthes; Cestoda; Cyclophyllidea; Taeniidae
Product: Hormonally up-regulated neu tumor-associated kinase
Exons: 7
Coding region: 1-900 (299 amino acids)
Biological process (GO): intracellular signal transduction; protein phosphorylation
Cellular component (GO): cytoplasm
Molecular function (GO): protein serine/threonine kinase activity; ATP binding
Source: RefSeq, a predicted model, not a curated record
AUGCGACGACUGAACUUAAACACAGGUGUUGUUACAAGGGAAUUGCCGUCUUCGUCCCCCACCUCCCCCAUUGCCACCGCCGCUGCUGAUUCAACCAAUGGGAGUGCAGAGCUCCCGUUGAAAGCAAUUCUUGCCUCUCAGACCGCGUCGUCACAACUACGGAUGGAUUACAAGGUCAUUGAUCGGGUCGGUGACUGCCGAUUCGUUCAUGGACUUCAAUACUCGGAGAAGACCUCUAUUAGUGAGGGCAUUCACCUGCCUACCAGUGUCAAGGUGCGAUUGAAAACUGUUCGUGGACAGAACAUGGCAGACUACGAGAGGGGUCGGGAGCUCUCACGCGAGGCGACUGUGCUGGCUCGACUUUCCCAUCCGAACAUCAUUCACGUCUAUCACCUCGUUAAGCACGCUGAUCUUCGAAUUCUGGUAACAGAGUGGAUUGAUGGUCUAUCCUUGGAGAACUUAAUCCGCCUCUUCUUCCAUCGCUGUCUGCCUGAGAGUAUCGCUCGUUUCUACUGCCGACAAAUGGUGUCCGCGAUCAUUGCAAUGCAACGAAGACACAUUCUCUUGAGAGAAAUCUCCAUAAAGAGUCUCGUGAUCACUCAGGAUUUUCGAUGCAUCAAAUUUACCGACUUUUCUUCGGCUUUGUGCCUGCCACUGCGGAAGGACGUGACUAGCGUUGCCUGCAGUCCAGAGUUCACGGCGCCGGAGCUAAUUCAAGAGAAUCUCGAACUAGUUGGACCGGAGGCAGUUUCUUGGGCAUUCACAUCAGGCUAUCCAGGGGACGCUAUGAGACUUUCCAUUCCACCACGAUGCGCACAUCCUAGACGAAGGUAUGUUGCGCAAUUGAAAGAACACAAAGUUUGUUACGUACCUGUGGGACGUCUUCCUGCAAUGCUGUGA